CGAUUGUAUCACAAAUACAGCAGAGAAUUUAGUGAUUUUUUUGUUUGGUCGCUUUCAAUGUUGGUUUCGAAAUUCAAAUAUUUCAAACGGCAAAUAUAAGAUAUUCAAAACAACCAAAAUAUAUCAAUUGGUACAAAAUCUGAUGAAAAAUACGAAAUUAUUUAUGUCAAUUUGAUUGGUGAUAAUUCAAAGGAAAAGGUGCUUAUUUAUUAAUCGUGUUUAAUAUUUUAGUUAUUUUUUGCUGCCGUUUUUCUUAUAAAUAACCGACAAAUUUGCCUUGCUUGGAAAUAAAAAGUUCAUUUUGGUUGAUUUUCACACUGGAAGCGCUUUAAAAUUUCGGAACAGACAGAUUACUGACAACGAACCACAACCAAAAUAAACUUUGCGAAAUAAAAACAACUACGGGCGAGUGUUGAAGAUCGAUUGAAUCUUGUUUGUCGUGUAAAAAAAAAAUAAGUUCAUUACCCAAGUAUUUAUUCAAUCAAAUCGCGAAUAGUGUUGCUAAAAGCAUGCAUUGACAAAUAAAUUCGAACGAGGAAAAUAAUCAUAAUUAAUUGAGUAACUGUAACAGUGAAUUCACUUGGCGCUUGCGUUCGUCAGACCCUAGAGGGUCAAAAUAUGAACGAUGGCACAACGAAGAAGACGUACGAUAAAGGUGAUAAAAAUGAGAAAGCGGAAAAAAGUGACGAGAAAAAAGGUACACCAUCAUUGUCUAUCGAUCGUGCUGCAUUCCUAAUACUACGUGUAAAAAAGGCUUUCAAAAAGAAGCGCCAACAGCGAAAGGAACGAGCUGCAGCUGCUGCACUUGCCGCCCAAACUGGUACCGGAAGGAGUUCACGUCGACUUGUGCCACCUUUGUUACGGUCGAAAACAUUACCCGCUAUCAUAACACCAGCGUCGGUUGUAUGCAAGGUUGCCAAAAAAGGACUGCUAAUUGGUGAUAAUUUCAGCGGAUGUUCAAAUUUUAAUGCUCGCCUUUCAUUGCAACCGAAACUUUCGCGUGCAUCGCUGAUAAGUGAUGAGGCGCCGACAGAAUAUCGACGCAAGUCGGCUGGCAGCCCAAAUGCAACGGUAUAUAAUACGUCAAGUUUUGGUAGCGUGAGCAAUAACACUGACCCGUAUAUUUACGCAUUUGAUGAAUGCGAACGACAUCCCGAUGGAACGGUUAUUUUAAGAAUUCCUGCGCCACAUGUGGUUGCAGCACGUGCUUAUCAUAUGGCCAGCAGUCCAUCUGGAUCGAAUGCACAAAGCACCAGUUUUCCGGGCCCAAUUCCGACAAAUAGUCAGGAAAAAACGCCUCUGUAUCGAUUGGCCAAGCUUUUAAAUCAAACUAUGAAAUCCAAUGAACAACAUAUCGUUUUAAAAGAUGAUGCACCUCGGCGACUCUCCUGGGAAAGACGAGACCAUGCAAAUGCACGGAUACCACGUUCAUCCAGCAUCGAUUCAAUGGUUGAAGCUGUUUGGAGUGAAACACCUAGGCCAUCGUUAACGCUGUCACCGCCAUCACAAACAACAACAGCAUCACAACCAACGCCGCAAUAUUUACAAAUCAAUUAUGCUAAUACAGGGAGCAUUAGACGCGAAAGUUUAUUAAGUCCAUCGACAGGUCGUCGAGCAAAGCAACAGCGGUACAUUGGUGCUCUAUUUUCGGCCGUUGAAAAUGGUCAUUUGGAAAAAGCGAGAACAAUCCUCGAAUCAACUGAUGUAGACAUAAACAGUUUGAACAGUGAUGGAUUGUCGCCCUUGGAUGUAGCCGUACUCAGCAAUAAUCGAUCGCUCACAAAGAUGCUAUUGCAACACGGUGCCACCGAAGGAAAUAAAUUUAAAUCGACCGAUUCGUUGGGUAACCAUUUGAACAAUUUGCUGCGAGAAGCUGAAAAUCGCAUUCAAGAAUUGAGUGGCAUUGAAGAUGCUCCGCAAGCUCCAUUUAGCACGCGAGCUUCAUUUUCCAGUAUUAUCGGCACUGCAUACGCUGGACCGUCAGUAUCGGGUUGCACUGGAACAGAAACUGACAAACAAAUUGGCAUGUGGGAAAGACGUAUCAAAGGAUUACGUCGAAUGCUCUUAGGAUGGGAUCAAACCAAACCACCUGAUCCACCAAAUUUCAUUGCAAUCGAUGUAACAAGCACCAAUUCAGCCAAUUUACGUAUACAGGAAUCGGGUGACGGGCCAAUUGCUACUAAGUUCAAAGUUCAAUGGUCAUCUCGUGGCGAUUUCAGUAACAUUGUUGGCGAACGUGAAGUAAACGAAUGGAAUAGUUUUCAAACUACGAUGGCAGCCAAUUGCCGGAUUAACGAUUUGACACAUGGUCGACGUUACUUCUUUCGUGCAUGCUGUGGCAAUGUUAAAGGAUGGGGUCAAUAUCGCACAUCAAUACCAAAUAGCAUUACACCAUCGAGUUGGCGUGAUUUUGAGAAUGUUGAAUCAAGAUUUGCGGGCCGUCAGAAAAUUCUCGAUGAUCUUUUUACAGCUGUACGCCUAUCACGGCCAAAUGAUGCAUCUGAAAUACCAUUAGACACACCAGCACUACAAAGACGAAAUCCAAAGAAGAAAACAACAAUCAAACAAUUGUUUUCAGCGGCCUCAAAAUUCCAAAAAAAUCUAAGAAGAGGAAUAUUCUUGGCUUGUAUUUUAUACCAUGAAGAUAAAAUCUUGGUGACGAAUGAAGAUUUUUUGCCAGUCAUUGAAAUCGAUGAAACGUAUCCAAGUAGUUUGCACACCGAUUAUCAUUGGCUCAUGAAGGUUGCCUGCACUUGGGAUGAUGUAAAAUCACUUCGCACCGAUAUGGAACGAAAUUCGACGUCGGCUGUUCACUUUCGGACAAAAUUGUUAACGGCUGCCUGUCAAAUGCAAUCAGCAUUAUGCAUACAGGAUUUAGGUCAAUUGUAUCAUAAACCGUUACGCGAUUCUCAUGGAACGGUUGUUUUAGCUUGUGUAAACAACGUUAAGGGACCGAAAACUGUGUCAGUACUCAACUCAAGGUGGAUCCCAUUAAACAAAGUGCAAAAGAAAAUGACAGCAAUUCACGAAGAUAACAAUAUCAAUGAGAUUCUGUUGAGUUCAAUUCAAGAGCAAAUCAAUUACCAUCAAGCGUCGACGGUGCGCUUAUCGAAGGGAUUGUAUCUGGGCUAUUUAAAAAUGCAAAGCUCGGUUGAUCAGAUUCAAAUUGUUGUACCGGCAAAAACGCCAAACAUUUUACCACAUCAUAAAAUCCGUGAGAAUUCACAUAUAUCGGCCGAAGAAUGGAAAUUUCUGAAACGAACAAAAUUAAAUGGUGGCGGUGACACGGUGACCGAUGACAAGCCAACUGGUGGACAAGAGCUAUUCAUUGAUGCAUUAACACAUGCGGCAAAGCGUUUAUUUAAAUAUAUGGACAUUCCAUUGGAGGAUGCAAUGACACAUCGUUUAUAUGAAUUUGAAGUGAUUGAAUUGAGUGCGGAUGUUAGUUUUUUGAUUGUAUGCCCGCCGGCUGAAUCGUCGUGCGCUGUACCUGGACAAAGAGAAAUUCUACUACAACGUGGCGAUCUAUUGAGUUUGCCGAUUCAAGCAUUCGAAAUGGUACAUCUGAAAACCUAUCAAAGUGGCAUCAUUCAAAAGUAUUCACGUCUAUCGUGCAUUCUUGAAUUGGAUACGGUAUUGGCAAAUCAUUCGCAUCGCGAAGCAUUCUCAACGAUUGAAGUGCAAGCGGCCAAAGAACGUUUGGCCAAACUACAAGAUUUAACACAAAGUUUAAAUACCAUUUGGAAAGGUGUACGUUGGCUUAUGGAUGUUAUCAGUUUUGCACGAGAUCGUGGCACAUAUCAUGGUCUUUAUAUGAAAGAUAUAUUCGAAUACAGUCCAACGAGCAAAGAGGAAUUAACGGUGGUACGUGAUCCAAGCAAUCAACAAUUGCUACAACCACCGCCACCACGUGGUUCGAUUAAAAAUGUGGGCCGUGGUAGUUGGCCAGGUCCCAGUCAUACGCUUGGUGCAAACGGUUUGCUCGGUGCCGAACACUCAAAAUCGGAACAACAAUUAAGUGGAGCCAGUUUCAAUAUGAGCUCACGAUAUUUGAGUGCAACAUCUGGCAUUGAAACAUCAUCACGUAAAAAUAGUGCUGAUUCAAAUUUUUCACAUUCGGGCAAUAGUUACUAUUCAGCUGGUGAAUCAGUUGAACAUAUAAAUGUACGACUUCCACCAUCUCGAUCCGAAGACACAUUAGUUUUAUCAAAAAAGCAUUCAACACCGUUACAUCGAAAACGUGCAACAACUGUCAAUACAAAUUUUACCAGCGAUGCAUCGUCACCGGUUACACCAACCAAACCGUUAUGUGUCACACAAAAACUAAGCAACGAAUCAGUUCCAAAUUUAAUCGCUGAUUCGGAUGUGGCUGGCCGAGAUAGUACAAUGACAACAUCCACACCGAUUACAACGGGCAGCGGCGGUGGUGGUAAUUUACCAAAAGAUACGAUCGCUAACAAAAGGAAUGACAUUAAAUUAUUUACCGAAGAGCCAAACAUUUUCAAAGAUCAAUUGCACAUAACCGAAGGUGAUGGCGGUGAAACGGUACGAAAAUCGUCACCAGAAUAUCCAUCGACGAAUCCAUUCAAAGUAUCAGCCGAACGUAAGCCAUCGAGCACUCAAAAAAGUUCACCGGAACACACUAAGAAGAAGCAGUCAUCACCGCCACGUCAACAAUCUGGCGAUGAUGAAGAAGACGCAACAACGAGCAAUAUUAUGCCUGGCAUAAUUCAAGUGUUUGCCGCUUACAAUACGGGCUUGGCAAAUGGAACAAGUCUUAAGUUGCAUGUUACACCGAAGACAACAGCUCGUGAAGUGGUCGAUUUGGUGGUGAAACAAUUGAAUAUGGCUGUUGUAUUGAAAGGCAAAGAUGGACCCAUUUAUGGUGCUGAAGAAUUUGAUAAUUUCUGUUUGGUCGCUGUUAUUGGUGCGAGAGAACGUUGUUUGCGCGAUGAUUUUAAACCAUUACAUUUACAAUAUCCAUGGAAAAAAGGACGAUUAUAUGUUCGCCAAAAGAAUGAUCUACUUGCUGCAAUCGAACAUGCGAAUCGUGAAGCCACAUUGAUCUGAACCAAUAAUUCAACCUCUUUUACCAAUAAUAUUUUGUUGACAUCCAAAAUUCAAACAUUCUCAAUUUGAUAAUGAAAAAUAUCUAACAUAAACACACUGAAUUCAUGUUAGAAUAAACUAUUAAAUAAAGUAGUGAUUCAUUUAUUGUGCUUUGAUCAGAAAAGCAAAGGAAUACAAAUGCAGAAAUUUAAUAAUCUAUUUGAUGUCAUUUUGCCGAAUACAAUUUCCACUCAAAUCUAUUGAGAUCGACUUAAUUGGCAUAAUUGUCAAUUCAUUCACGCAUAAAUGUAUUUGAAUUUGAAUAUAAACAAAAGACAACAGACAUAACAUAAAUUAUAGUAUGAAUGUUUCCAUAGUUAGAAAGUUGAGAUUGGAUUUUCUGUGACACAAAAAUAAUAAAAGAUUAUUAGAAAUUAUGUUUAGCUGAUAAAAAACAAGAAGAAGAGAAAAAAAAGGGAAAACAAAUGUAUUUUGAUUUUCUUGUUUGUUUUUAAUGUUUAAGUAGAAAAACAAAUUAAUGUAGAGAUCAUUGAAUAUUAAAAAGAAAAGAUUUAUUUUACUAGCAUGACGGAGAGAGGAAUAUUUAAAGAAAAAUUGAAGUUUUAUUUCAACAGUCCUGCGUUAAUAGUUAAACAACAAAUUUAGAAGCUUUAAGUCGUAUGGUCUUAUGAAUUACGUGAGAGAACAACAAAAGGGCGGGCAUCUCGUUUCAAUAUCAUUCAUAACGAACAAAUGCCAUGAAUCUAUGAAUUAAUUUAAUAAAGAAUAUAAUAUGGAUUGGAUGAUGAAACAAAACAAAAUUAAAUUAAAAAACUAAAGAGACAAGAAAAUAUUACAUAAAUAUUGCUCAGGAUUGGCGACUAAAACCGUUUUUAGACAACUCAAACAAUUUUCAAAUCAUUCAAUAAAUCAAAAACAAUAUUAUUGUCCAUAUAUUUAAAACAGCUACCAAAUGCACGUGUUCUAUGUCCAUUCCAUUUAUCGCAUUUUUUGUCCAAAUAUUUUAUAGUUGAAAAAUGUUGAAAAAAAAAUCAGUAUUAAAAAUGAAUUAAAAUUAACGUCUAUGUGUCUAACAAUUCAAAAAAAAAACUAUUAACAAAAAAAAAACCAUUUCCAAAUUGGACCUUUAUUAUACCAUACAUGACCAUACAUUUUCAAAAAUAAAGACAACAUUAUUUUGCACUCUGUUUUAUUAUGAUUGAAUAUUUUUGGAUUUUAUUUAAUUUUUAUUCACCUUCAUGCAGUCUCUAAACCAGACAUUAUAAUGAGAUAUUUUUAGCCAGAUAUCAUCAGGAGCUGAAAUGGAGUGAAAACAAUAAAAGUGAUUGUUAUAGUGAUUGUAGCAAUGUAAGUGUAAUUAUAACCAUAACAAUCACUCCUAAUGUUUUCACUAAAUUUCGGCUCCUGACGAUAUCUGGCUGAGCUGAUUCAUCUGGCUGAAAAUAUCUCAUUAUAAAGUCUGCUCUAAACAAAAAUACAGUUUCCUCACAAGCAAAAAGUCAAGUAAUUGUCAUUGUAAUGAAGCACGUCGAAUCUUAGCGGGAAAUGCAUAAGAAUUCGAAUCAUCAAAUGCCAAGAUAUUAUUUGGCGAAUCUGAUGAAUAACAUAUUUAAAUAGUAUGCAAAAAUAGAUACAUUUUCCUAUUUAUUAUAGACCAUGCAUGUUAUUCAAUCGAUAAUUUAUUGGAAUUCACUGUAUGGAUUUAAAAAAAAUCUUUAGUGUAAAACGUUGUUUCCACAUCUCCAAUUCCAAUCGUCCACUUAAUAAAUUUCAAGCUAUAAAAAAACGAAUACAACGAAAUUUGUUGGAGUCUCACAAUAUGUAUAAAUUGAUUAUUUGUUUUUUUUUGUGCAGAAUUAAAAC
This is a messenger RNA of Contarinia nasturtii (swede midge), 6933 nucleotides long. RefSeq lists its product as uncharacterized. The record is from RefSeq and is a predicted model, not a curated record. The transcript has 16 exons. Lineage: Eukaryota; Metazoa; Arthropoda; Insecta; Diptera; Cecidomyiidae. The coding region runs from base 619 to 5070 and encodes 1483 amino acids. Gene Ontology annotation, molecular function: protein binding. Gene Ontology annotation, biological process: establishment of mitotic spindle orientation; regulation of establishment of bipolar cell polarity; signal transduction. Gene Ontology annotation, cellular component: spindle.